Rhizoctonia solani is the source of this 831-nucleotide messenger RNA. RefSeq lists its product as uncharacterized. Lineage: Eukaryota; Fungi; Basidiomycota; Agaricomycetes; Cantharellales; Ceratobasidiaceae. The record is from RefSeq and is a predicted model, not a curated record. The transcript is spliced from 3 exons. Bases 1 to 831 code for a protein of 276 amino acids.
AUGCUCGCUAUCCUUGAGCCAUUCUGCCCUCUGACUACCAUGGUGGGAACCAAACUUCCUUCUGCCUCGAGUCGACUUGUUAGUCAGCUUGAGUCACCCACUGCUGCUGGCCAGGCUAAUAAGGGAACCGUACCGCUUCAUUCGUUGACUGAGAUUGUCACCGAGCCCGAAGCAAAGCAGGUCAUACUUGAUAUGCUAGGGUCUGGCACCCCUGAAUCAGUCAUCCGUUCGAUUUUCGAGACUGGCUACUACGAAAUUGCAGUUCCUCCUCGAUCUAUCGGCGUACCGUAUAUCGCAAUAACAUAUACAAACGACGAACAGGAAGGCUAUAUCUACGAUAUGAACUCCCAGCCCCCUCAGCAUCUCGACCUGCUCACUGUCCCCAGGCCCGGUAUGACAACUGUUGAACGAGAUGAAGAUGAAAACGAGGCAGCAUGGGACAGACUCCAAUGGGGCUCGAUUGAUUACCUUGACGAUUCUGGAGAAGUUGACUCUAUCCCCUGGCCGGUCUUAUACACCAACACCGACUUUGAAGAUCUCGAAGCGGUAUCCGGUCUUGAGAUUUACUUUUCAGGAUCCAGCGAUCGUUCUUGGGGGCUAUGUACGCCGAUUAUGAAUAAUGGAAUCGAACCAUGGCGCCUGUCUAGAGCGUCGACUUCACAGUCGGCUCAGUUGGACAUGUGGGCACGUGAUUGGAGUGAAGACUACGAACUCGGGGAUGCACAGCACUUGAUUGUUGCUGAUGAUGACGAAGACCUGGAGCAGGACUCCAGCGCAGGCUCGAACUCGAGCUCGGACUCGGAGAUGGAAUGGUUUAGGGAUGUAGAGUAG